AUGUUCAAAGGAUUGAAAUCAAAGUUGGAAGAUGAAGCGAGAAGAUUACAAGCAACAGUAUCACAGUACAGCGAAAAUAUUGCUCAACAAGUACGAUCCGGUGUGAACGAUAUUGGAAAUGACCCGGCUGGGCAAGCGCGGCGAUUGUUCAAUAGUGGUGAGGUGAAAAAUACUUCACUCCAUUCUCCAGAUCUUCUCGGUGAUGAAUCUAGAAAUUAUUUCGAUACAGAACAGCUGAAUGAGCAGAAUCCCAACAGUUCUGCUAUCAUGCAAGAAAUACCGGAACAAGAUUUCAUCGGUGAAUCGCGACAGCGGCGUAAUUCAAGUAGUUCUUUCGAAAGCGAAAGCUCAUUCAGUAAUUUCUUUUCUGCUAUACCGGGGAUAUCAAGUUCCGGUCAUCGACUCAACACAAUAACAUCAGACGUGGAGAGUGAAAGUGUGGCUACCUCAUCCCAGUUUCAAAGUGCUUCGAAAGAGCAGAUUUCAACUGUUCUUCAUAAGUUACAAGGUCGUGCGGCAAGUUACAAGGAUAAAUAUCGAAGACUUAUACAAAUGUACAAUGAAUUAGUGCGGGAGAAUGAAAAGUAUAGGUCUGUGUUAUUAGCCACGCAGGAUAAAGCACUUGAUAGAAUUGGUAAACUGCGAGAAAAAAAUCGAGAACUGAGAGAAAAGGUGCAAGAAAUGGAGCUUGACAGGGAAAACAAGGAGGCCAAAGAAAGCGAAGCGGGAGAAGGUAAGGUGAAGGAAUUACAAGGAUUAGUGGAAAAGUGUCAAUCAAGUAUAAAGGAAAAGAAGGAAAGAAUUCGACAACUAACAGAAGAAAAUGAAAAACUUAAAAAAAACAUUGAGACAUCUAAUGACGAACAUGAAAUCAGCGAUUUGGCAGUCCGACGAGUUACUGCUGAAUGGAAAAGUCGUGUGGAUUGUCUAGAAGAAAAAUGGUCCAAACGCCUUUCUGAUUCCGAAGAAGCCGGUACACUUGCAAUAGCCAAGGUGAAGGCAGAAAUGCAUAGAGCUUUAGAGGAGAAGGACGUUGAAUUGCAGGUAACCCGGACCAGAUGCAAAUCUCUGGAAUUAAGCGGGAUAGAGUUACAAAGGCAAAUUGAUGAGUUGAAGGCAGCUGUGGAUGCAUUGGAAAACGAAAAAGCAGAUAUGGUAAAAAAGUUAUCAGAAGCGAAGCAAGAAGGUGUUAAAGCAGUACGAUGCGAAGAGGAAGAAAAACGGCAAGAGCUGAAAAGGAAAAUGGAGAAAAAACAGGCUGAAGAAAGAGAGGAAGAGGAACGACUUUUUCAAGAAAUGAUUAUGAAAAAUGAUGAACAGUGGGCUUUGAAAUUUAAAGAACAAGAAGAACAGAUGCAGUUGGCCAUCGAGGAACGCGAAAUGCAAAAGGUAGCAGCUGUAAUGGAACACGAUCGAAAGAAUGAGAAUUUGGGCUUUCAACUAGAGCAACUCACCGCAGAGAAGUUACAUCUGAAAUCAGUUUUGGAUGAUAUGAAAGAAAGACAUCGACAACAGAUGGAAGAACUUUGUAUUUCUAUUGAAGCCAGUAAAGAAAGACAUCAGCAGGAAAUAAGUGAAAUCAAAAAUAAAGAAGAAGAGGUUCUAGCUGCGCUCAAGAAAGAUUUCGAGGCAGCUGUGAAAUCAAACAAACAACUGGAAGAUGAACUGAUAGAUUUGAAGAACGGCAAGCAAAACGCAAUGGAAGGAGCUGAAAAUCGAAAUGAAGAACUUCGUCAAGCAGUAGAUCAUUUAAAGAAGCAACAUGCGAAUGAGAUAGAUAUAAUGCGCACGGAGAUGUCAGCAAUGAAAGAGAAUUAUGAAAAAAUUUUAAAUGAAAACGAUGCAAAAUUAAUACAGAAGAACGCUGAAGUGGGAGAAUUGAAACAAGAACUUAUCGAGUUUAGCCAAAGGCUGUCAAUCAAGGAAAAGAAAAUGGAAGAACUUUAUAGCAGUUUGGAGCAAAAAACAGCAACAAUUGUCACUUUGGAAUCGGAGAAAGAUAUUCUGAGUGCUGAAUUAUCUUCUACUCGGGAACUUUCUAAAAUCCAUCAGCAUUUGCAGCAACAGUUAAAAGCAGCUCAAAUGGAGCGUGAUGAAACCGAAAAAAGAUAUUCGGAAAUGGAAGAAAGAGUUCAGAAAGCUGCGCAGGAACUGGAAGUAGAUCGAAGAGUCCUCCAACAAGAAAAGCAGCAAUUAGCAAAGGAGAAGUUAAAUAAGCAUCAUUGGAUUGAAGCAAAGAUGAGCAAAAGUGAAACAGAAGAGAUAACUUACAAUGUGCAGCAGGAUGAAGCAAAAAAGGCGAAGAACGAUCUUGAUGGUAAGAUUACAUUGUUGACUGGUGAAAGUGGGCAACUGAAGAAUCAAGUGGAAAAUCAACAGGUGCAAAUUAGGAAGUUGAGGGAAGAGAAACAAGCGCUGAUUUGGGAAUUGGAACAGCUGAAGAAAAAACCAGAAUCAGAAUCGAAAGAGAAUGAUAUCUUGAGGGAGAUAAAUAUUCCAGAACGAGAUAUGGAAGAAGAUACAUGUUUGAAAUCGGUAAUGGAUGUCCCACAACAAGAUUCGGUUCUGGAAGACGUGGAAUUGAGGGAAUCAUGUGUAUUGGGUAGUGAAGAACUAGCAAGUUUAAAAGUUGGCACUCUUAAGGAGAAAGAUGAAGUACUUGAACAGCUUCGAAAUAAGUUAAAUCUGGUUGAAAAUGAAAAGUCAUCAUUUGUGACCAAUAUAGAAGCACUGAAAAGAAAUCUACAAGAAAUUAUGGAAGAGAAGAAUAACAUGAUAAAGGAGAUGGAAGAUAUUCGUGAUAGCCGGGAUAAUUUAAAGAUAAAAAUGGAAGAAAUGGAAACGAAAGUUCGCGAAACUCUAUACAAAAACGAUUCAGAAGUGGAGAGACUGGAGAAAGAAUUAAGAGAUCAGAUUGGCGAGACAAACAGUCUGCGGAGCGCAGUUGCUAUUGCUGGAAAUGAAAUUAAAGAAACAUUAUCAAAACUAGAUGAAAUGAUAACGAAGAAUGAAGAGUUAGAAGCGACGAAUGAGAAAUUAAGGAUUGAAUUUCUUCAAAAGGAAAAUAUCGUGAGUGAACUACAGAAGAAGAUAAAAGAGCAAAGAGUGAAGGAAAAUGCUGACUUGGAAUCGCUGAAAAAAAGUUUAGAAGAGGAACAAAAACGACAAAUGAUUUUGGAAGAUGAGCUUAUUGAAAUAAAACGAAAUUCGGACAAAAUGAAGAUUGAACUUCAAGAGAGGAAACGCAAUGAGGAAUUCCUCGAAACUGAGCUUAACAAGAAAAAACAAGAGAAAGAAGAAGAACAAAGGAUAAGAGAUCAGUAUGCUAUGGCACUGAAAAAGGCGAACUACAAUUUGGAAGAAGCACAAAAGCAACUGACUGAUUUGAAUCUUAUACGAAUCGAGAAAGAUCGCUUUGUUGCUGAACUUUCCUUAGCUAAAGAAGAUUGCCAAAAGAUCAUACAGCAAUUGAAACAGGAAAAUGAGCAACAAGCAGAGGAAAUAAAAAAGAAAGCGGAGCAGAAAAUGUUGAAAAUGAAGCAAGAGUGUGAAACUGAUGGAAAAGCUGCGAAAGCAGAACUUCUUUUGCAGAUUGAUGAAAUGCGAUCACAAAUAGUUGAAAAAAAUUUGCAAAUUGAAGAGCAGGGAUUAAAUAUUAAUUCCUUGGAACAAAAACUUUUUGAUGAUGAACAAAUCAUAAACGAUUUGCGAGUAAAUAUCCAAGCAAUAUCCAGAGAAAGAGACAUGAAAUUGAAUAGGUGCGUUGAAAUGGAAACUGAACUGAAUUCUAUGCAUGUGGAUGUAGAGGAAACAAAGAAGCAGUUAAAAUUAAAAAGCCAGCAAAUCACGUCUUUACAAGGUGAAUUGGAAAAUAUGAAUGCUCAUAAUACGCGUUUGCGAGAAAGCACUCAAGUUGUUGAGCAAUUGGAGCAAGAACGAAAGGUGCUGUUACAUGAGAAUGAGAAUUUUAAAAAAGAAGUGGAAAGAUUGCGAUUAGAAAUUGUAACUCUGAAAGAAAGUGCAAGUGAGGAGUCAGCGAAAGUUUCAGCGAAAGUGGAAUCAGAGCGACACCGGUUACUGCGUGAUUUGCAAAAAGAAAUCAAACAGUUAUAUCAUGAUUUGAAUGAACGUACACAACAGUUAGAUGAAGCGCAGUCCAAACUGCAGGAAUUAUCAGCCAAAAAAACUGAAAAUGAUGAAAUUGCAAAUAUUUAUACGAAAAAUGGCCACAAAACGGAUGGGCAAACCGAACAUUUAAGGACCAAUUCAGAUUUAAUUGAGCAGACAGAUUAUGAAGAAUUGUGUGCUUUGCGGGAGCAAGUGGCGGAAUACAAGAAACAAUUGAAAAAUACUGAAGAAGCCUAUAAGAAAGAAUUAACACUGUUAUGUGGAAAAGCCUCGUGUAUUGAACAGUUUAACGUUAUUGGUUUGGAGUCAAUCACCAAUGGAUCUAUCGUGAGAAAUAAAGAGGAUCUGAGUGACAGCAGUUCUGUCUUCGCGGAACCUACUGAAGCUGAAUAUUUGAGAAAUGUGUUAUAUCGAUAUAUGAAUGAACGAGAAACACUAGGCAAAGAAAGUGUUACACUGGCUCGAGUGAUUGCGACGGUAGCAAGGUUUACACAUGAGCAAGUGAAUGCAGUAGUGGCGAAAGAGGAGCAGCGGAAUCAUGGUUGGGUUGGAGGUACCGUGCAAGGCCUUAUCUCUUCCGCUGCAAAUCUAUCCUCUCGCUAA
Cercopithifilaria johnstoni is the source of this 4731-nucleotide messenger RNA. The record is from the annotation of a GenBank genome assembly. NCBI's taxonomy places the organism in Eukaryota, Metazoa, Nematoda, Chromadorea, Rhabditida, Onchocercidae.